AUGUAUUCCGCCCUGUGGCGCCGGCGGCUGUCCAAUAAAAAUCGCUGGGCCCCCUUCCCCCGCAGGUAUUCGCGAGAUGCCUUUGUGAAUUGCCCCCCGCCGGUCGGGAGACCCAACGGCACUCCUUUUUCGAAUGCAAAUAAAUCCCAAGAUUUCUGUUUUUUGGAGGGGGCUUCUUCAGUGGAAAAACAUUCCCCGGCUGUGAAGCCAGUGGCCUUAUUUCCCCCAUUUGGCGAAAUCGCCCCUUUCCUUUUUCACGAUUCUCCCGCGUUUGGGCCUCAUCAGCUGCAGCGUUGUUUUGGCCUGUUUGAAAUUAAGAGUUGGUCUCGUUUAGUUGCUGCCAAUGGAAGUGGCUGCGUUUUUCGCGGGCUGGCGGUUGUUUGA
Messenger RNA from Trypanosoma grayi, 384 nucleotides. RefSeq lists its product as hypothetical. Bases 1 to 384 code for a protein of 127 amino acids. The transcript has a single exon. NCBI's taxonomy places the organism in Eukaryota, Euglenozoa, Kinetoplastea, Trypanosomatida, Trypanosomatidae. The record is from RefSeq and is a predicted model, not a curated record.